GGCAGGGGCUGAGCGGGGCCGGGGAGCCGCCGCCGCCCGCCGCCGGGCGGAGGGGAUGCGCCGGCAGCCGGGGCCGCCCGAGCGGGCCGGCCGUGCCGCCGAGUGAGGCGAGAGCCGCCGCGGGCCGGGCUGCGGCAGCGGCGCUGGAGGCCCGGGAGUGCCAACUUUAUAUGGCUCACAUCUGACAACAUGCACCACCAGUGGCUGCUGCUAGCUGCAUGCUUUUGGGUGAUAUUCAUGUUCAUGGUUGCUAGCAAGUUUAUCACAUUGACUUUUAAAGACCCAGAUGGCUAUGGUACCAAGCAAGAGCCAUUGAUAUUGACAGCUGUGACAAAAGUGGAGGAGGUACAUGUGCCAGAGGAAAAACAUUGGCCUGAAGAAUUCCAGCCAACUGGAAAAGCUUUUUCAGGAAAUCUGAUCCGCCAGCCCCUGGUUCAUAUGGAAAGACUUGAGCUUCUCAGGAAUGUCUGCAGAGACGCUGCAUUGAGAGAUCUCUCUCAUACUGCAGUUUCCAAAUUUGUCUUGGACCGAAUAUUUGUGUGUGACAAGCACAAGAUCCUGUUUUGUCAGACACCAAAAGUGGGCAACACUCAGUGGAAAAAAGUUUUGAUCGUUUUAAAUGGAGCAUUUUCUUCCAUAGAAGAUAUCCCAGAAAACAUUGUACAUGAUCAUGAGAAGAAUGGCCUUCCACGCUUGUCCUCCUUCAGUGACUCUGAAAUUAAAAAACGACUGAAUUUAUACUUCAAGUUUUUUAUUGUUAGAGAUCCAUUUGAAAGACUUAUUUCUGCGUUUAAGGACAAGUUUGUGCACAAUCCUCGGUUUGAACCUUGGUACCGGCAUGAAAUUGCUCCCGGCAUCAUUCGUAAGUACAGGAAGAAUCGCACAGAGACCAAAGGGCUGCAGUUCGAGGAUUUUGUGCGCUACCUGGGGGACCCUAAUCACCGAUGGCUGGAUGUUCAGUUUGGUGACCACAUCAUUCACUGGGUAACAUACGUGGAACUUUGUGCUCCCUGUGAAAUCACAUACAGUGUGAUCGGACACCACGAAACCCUGGAGGACGAUGCUCCGUAUAUCUUGAAAGCAGCUGGCAUAGACCACUUGGUAUCAUACCCCACAAUCCCACCAGGCAUAACAGUGUACAACAGAACAAAAGUAGAGCGGUAUUUUUCAGGAAUUAGCAAGAGAGACAUAAGACGCCUCUAUGCACGAUUUGAAGGCGAUUUUAAACUCUUUGGUUAUCGUGAGCCUGAUUUCUUGCUUAACUGACACCUGGGAUAAGAUCUGAAAAAGUGUCUCAUGGAUUAAUCUAAUCCUGUGUGAAUACCAGCUGCAACACUGGCAGAGCUGAGAAUGACCAUUUGUUUUCUAGCUUUUUGAUGUUGUUCCACUUUUCAGUGAAAUAUUUGUCAUAUGAACAAGUAGGGGCUUAUAGUUGUUAUUUCCUGACCAUGUUUUCAGUACAUUAUUGCAAUCUGUUAGGAAUUAUGUCUCUGUUAUCUAAAAUACAGAAUUUGACUUCUCCCCUCUUCCCUCCAGGAAAAAAGAGGGAGAACAAAUGGGCUAUGAUCUUCCCCUCCUCCCAGACAGAAUGCCAUUUUUGAAAUACUGUGAAGUAUUUGUAAAGAUGGCAGUUUCACUGUAGGUUAACCCUGACAUGUGGGUAAACAUAAUGAUUCCUGCUUAUGAGAAAGUCAUGUAGUCUCCCAUGAACUUUGUAAAUGAGGCCAGUACAAGACUAGAAAUUAAUUAAAUGCUUGACAAAUAUAACCAUCUAGGUUCUGUCAUGUGACUGCUACAAUAACGCUGAUCUAAUCCCAUUCUUGUUUGUCCAAAAAUGAACUUAAUUAGACAGAAGCUUUUAGGGAUGUAAGAAAAUGAACUGGCUCCACAUCCCAAUUGUGUCUGUAUUUUUGUCAAGUGUUUACUGUAUUUACUACUGGUGUAUUGAGCCUCAUAAUUCUACUUUUGAUUUUCAAGAGAUUAUUUGACUCCUGGCUAUGUAAGUUAUGUGAGACCACCAGCUGCAAGUGGAGCAUAGAAGAAAUAUGAAAUUGCUAAGAAAACUGUUAAGGAAAAUUAAUCUAAAGUAUGAGUUGUAUUUGUGGGAGCAGAUAUAAUAAUCACAAGAUGCUCUCACGCAAUUUAACUUGUCUUUUCUUCUAACAGUUAAGAUUAAUAAAGAAGGUACAAAAGCAAGAUGUCAUAUUAAAGAGCUGCUUACUUGGAUUAAAGAUCCACCUUUUUCUUAUAUCCGGCCUUGCCCAGUUCAGUACCUCAGAGAACAGAGAGUUUGUUCCCUCUGAAAAUUCAUCUCCCUACUGCUAAAGGAGAGAAGGAGACAAGAUGAAUCCCCGAUUUUUCCAGUGAUUUACUGCCAUGAUGUCUCAAGUCAAAAGUUACUAACAUUUAUGUUGCUGAUGUGGUAAAUUGGCUAUUUGUCAAAAGUUUAAAUGUCACCUAAAUUUGUGUACCCAUUUUAUGCAUUAAAAAAAAUAACUGAAUUGAGUGGAUGCAGCCAUCAUAUUUGCUUGUGCUUGUAUUAUGUCUUAUAAAGAGCAGUCUCUUGUCUGAGUUCACCAGCAAUAAAAAUCAGCGUGCUGCCAGAAGACAGAUAGACCAAAUAUCUGAAAUAGAGGAAUUGUUCUGUCACAGUGAGCAUGUGAACUGGAUUUUUUAAAUCAUAGUCCCAAAAGAUUUAUUUUCAGAUCAGCAUAAUGUUGCUGGCUAGAAAUGCUAAUGGAAUCUGAGUGCUAUGGAAUCUGCUUUUAAAUCCAGCCACUGUGUGUUUUUGAUAGCAUUCUGUAUUAACACAAGGAAGCAUCUUGCACUUGUGUAAAAGGAAAGCUGUGCCAAGCUGACAUGUGCUGCUACCCACAAACGGGAAGCCCUGUUGUAGGUGGAAAUUAUUUCAGAAAGAUCUCAACAGAUGAACUGAAAUAAAAGAAAAUCAUUAACUGAGCAUUGUUAGCAAGAGAAUGAUCCAGGGUGGCAAAGUUGGAAGGUAGGAUAUUUUUUCAAGUUGGUUUGUUUUGGUUUUUUUAACAACAAUUACAGUGCCCUAACUUGUUAGCUCUUAACCAAUUAUAAGAAGAUGUUAACAGCUCCAGGUUUUUCUGUGGUUUUCUUAAUAUGGAAACUUAGCAAAAUGCACUGAGAAAGGCAUUUUGGAGCUAAUAACCUGAUUGAUUACCUUGCUGCCAAUUUGAAAUGUAACAGUGAAUAAUGUGUAGUAAAUUGAGGCCUUAAAGUUUAAUAAAGUAGAAUUGUUUUCCUCUGAAAGUAUAAGCUACUGAUCGCACAGAAGGCCAAUGUAUGUUUUUCUUUUUCUUGGUAAGUUACUUAAUGUAUUGCCUGCUUAAAAAUUGCCAGAUGAAAAGUGCUACAUAAAUAUUAAGUAAUAAUAUUUUCUUCUGAUAACUUUCUCUGCAUUGAGUUCUUAGCUCUGAACAGAGUUAUGGACUGACCUAGGCAGAGGUGUAUAAUCUUGUCCCAACUCUGUGUUCCCAUGCUUUUCAGGCUGGAACUGGAAUGCAUGUUACCAUUUCUUCAAUUCAAAUGAAGCUUCUCCUUUCAGUUAUAUGUUCCUGAGCUAUAUUUUCUUUCUAGAAGUGUGGGUUUUUUUCUUUUUCCUUUCAUGGCUGAAGUAACAAUGGUGCAAUUUUGGCACAUCUCUUGAGGAAACUUGUAUACUGUGAUGGUCCUUGGCAGGGUGUAGUAGGGGCUCUCCUUAAAUUGGUGCGGUGCAGGCAGGACAGUCAGAAUGUGCUGUGUUAGGGAGGAGGCUCUUGCCACACCAGUCAUGAUAAAUUAAAUGCUUGUGGUUUGCUUUAGCUUGAUUGUACUCUGCACAAGGCUUUUACAAAUGUACUCUCAGUGGCAUGCACAAACAUCAUUUGGCUGUUCAGAUGUUAUUUGCAUACCACUUUCAAACUGCAGAUGAUACUUAUGUCAUAUUUUUGGAACUGCUGGCCCAGGUUAUUCUUUCUCCUUUCUUAUUAUUGUUGUUACAGUUUCAGAAAACAAAUUCCCAACCUUA
Taeniopygia guttata (zebra finch) is the source of this 4036-nucleotide messenger RNA. It is a transcript of the gene CHST10, whose product is annotated as carbohydrate sulfotransferase 10. The record is from RefSeq and is a predicted model, not a curated record. Gene Ontology annotation, biological process: proteoglycan biosynthetic process; carbohydrate biosynthetic process. Gene Ontology annotation, cellular component: membrane. Lineage: Eukaryota; Metazoa; Chordata; Aves; Passeriformes; Estrildidae. Gene Ontology annotation, molecular function: sulfotransferase activity.